This is a messenger RNA of Pectinophora gossypiella (pink bollworm), 2512 nucleotides long. Its product is annotated as UNC93-like protein. Lineage: Eukaryota; Metazoa; Arthropoda; Insecta; Lepidoptera; Gelechiidae. The transcript is spliced from 12 exons. Gene Ontology annotation, cellular component: plasma membrane; striated muscle dense body. Gene Ontology annotation, molecular function: potassium channel regulator activity. The record is from RefSeq and is a predicted model, not a curated record. The coding region runs from base 330 to 1754 and encodes 474 amino acids. Gene Ontology annotation, biological process: regulation of potassium ion transport; regulation of muscle contraction.
UCGCAAUACACGGCAAAGUGAAGUUUGAGAAGCAACGGCGGAGUGUUCUUUCCAUACGUAAUAGGAUAGUUUCCAACUAGUUAAAUCAGUGACUUUUUACUAGACGUCAGAACACGAAAUUACUAUGGGAUUUGUAUGAAAAAGCACACUGUGACGUUAUAGAAAAACGUGACAAAUCAUUCUCCAUGCUACUUUUUAGGGAUACUCUUGCCUUCCGCCCACGAAUUUCAUAAUCUUUGACCUUGGAAACUACCCAAUUAUUGGUCAAAUAUCUCUUCCCCUGUCUGCUGGAAGAUAUUCCUACUAAAAAUCCUUUAUAAUACAACAAGAUGACGUCAGAGAAGACAAAAAGCGGUGCCCAGUGGGGUAAACACGAGAGUUGGCGAAUCAUGAAGAACGUGCUAGUUAUCAGCGUAGCAUUUAUGGUGUUCUAUACGGCUUUCAAUGGGGCGGUCAACUUACAAAGUUCCAUACAUAAUGAAGCUGGUCUAGGCAUGGCUCCACUUGCCGCUAUGUAUGGCGGAGUUUUGUUUUCAAGCUUCUUCCUUCCAAUCGUCAUCAUAAAAUGGCUAGACACCAAGUGGACGAUCCCGUUCUGCAUGGUGGCGUUCAUGCCGUACAUCGCGGCGCAGCUCUUCCCGAGCUUCUACACCUUGGUACCAGCUGGGAUCCUGGCGGGCCUGGGCUCGGCGCCGCUCUGGUGCUCCAUGUGUACUUAUAUUGCUACUGUGUCAGAAGCACACAGCAAGAUGUCCAAAGUAUCAGCGGAUGCGCUCUUAGCUCGCCAUCUUGGUCAAUUCUACAUGGUCUUCCACAUCAACCAAGUGUGGGGCAACAUUAUAUCAUCCGUAGUGAUUUCAACGGGUGGUAACAAAGCAGCGGUAACCCACAUGAACGCGACCCUGAUCCCAGAGCUGUGCGGUGCCAACUUUCUGCCUAGUGCUGAUGCUGGGAAAGCACUGCAGGAACAGCCGCCCCAGAAGAUACAGACGUUAGCAGGUAUCUUCUUGGCCUGUAUGGUAGGAGCAAUAAUUAUCGUGGCUAUAGGAGUGGACUCUCCAAAAAGGUACAAGACAGACCGAAAUUCCAAGUCAAACGCGUCAGGGUUGGCUCUCCUAGCAGUGACCAUGAAACUCCUGAUAGAGCCUAACCAACUGUUAUUGCUCGUGAUUAGCAUUUUCAUCGGACUACAGCAAGGUUUCGUCACUGCUGAUGUUACUGUGGCUUUUGUCUCGUGUGCUAUUGGUCCUGGGACUGUGGGCUACGUCAUGAUGGCUCAUGGGUUGGCUGAUGCCUUUGGGUGUGCUGUCACUGGACUCUUGGCAAAGUUAAUUGGUAGAGUCCGGCUGAUCUGCUGCGCAGUGUGCGUCAAUACAGCACUGUACGUCACCAUGUUGUCAUGGCGACCACAUCUUGAGGAGGAGUUUGUCGUCUACGUCAUCGCCAUCGUCGCUGGGGUCUGCAACUCCGUGUGGCUCGUGCAGAUCAAUGCUUAUUACGGAAGUCUCUUCCCUGGGAGAGAAGAACCAGCAUUUGCGACCUUCCGUCUCUUCGAGUCCAUCGGGUUCAUCAUCACGUUCUCCAUAUCACCAUACUUAAGGACCAGCUCCAAAGUAUACUUACUGUUCUGCACCAUGGUACUAGGUUCUAUAGGAUAUUUCAUUGUAGAAUACAGACAGAGACGGGUGAAACAAAUGUAUGCCGUAACGAAGGGUACGGCCAAGGGCUGUGAUAAUAAAGCUUUCAACAUGUAGGUUUUUUAGUAGUUAUUGGUUGAAUAAUUUAUUUCAUAUCUAUAACGGGUAGAUAAAGUUUAUGUACUUACCACUCGUAAGUCUAUAGGUUAAGCCAAGAUGCAUUUACUUUAACGUAACGCUUAGCCAAAAAAUCUAUGAAAACGUAUGACAUCAGCUACCGAAAUGUCAUUGUUGAGGGCAAAUUAGAGGGCAAGCGGUGUAGAGAAAGGCCAAGACGAAGUUACUUAGACCAGAUAAUAGAAAAGGCUGAGGCCUCGUCAUACAAGGAGGUCAGAAAUUCAAAUUAAUAGCGCUAGAAUGUGAUAGGUUGCCGUCGCUGCACGGUGUACGCUAUUGACUUAGAUGCGAAAAAUAUCGCGGACCGAUCGAUACAGAGUAAUGCUGUUUACACUAGAUAAAUAUGCAGCAUCUAAUGGUUGAAAUCUGCAAUAUUUGUCAUGAGUAGUGUGCAGAAGGUACAUCACAAAUGUAAUUUUGCAUCUUGAAUCUUAUUAUCGAUUAUUUGUUUGGCAAGAGUUGGUGACAAAAAAUUGGAUAAAUAUGAUAAGUAUAUAAUUAGUAAAUAGUGUGAUAGCUAUAUACGUAUAGGCCAGUUAUAUUAUGUUUAAUGUUACUGUUACCUUUUGCAAACGAACAAUUAGGUAUCUAGUGACAAAUUUGCUUUAAAUGAUUAGUUGUCUACUGUAAAUGUAUUUAUGUAUACGUAAGUUGUAUAUUGCAUUUAAAUUUGGAAUUUUGAAAUAAAAAGUUUAAUG